CUUGAUCUUUCUUUUACUCUUCACCUCUCUCUCUUUUAUCGUCUCUCUGCUCUGCUCUGCUCUGCUCUGCUCUCCUCUCUUGUGAAUUUUGCAAGAACGAUUGAUUUAAUUUAAUUUUGUUUUGGAAAUCCUAACUUCACUCGUUUGAAAGGCUUUCGAAUUUCUACUAAUUAAUACUUCUCUCUACAUUUACACUCUCAAAGAUUUGGUCCAUCCCAUCUUUGCUCUCCCAUUUGCUCUCGUUUUUGUUCUUGGUAUUUUGGACUUGAUUUUUCUCUCGUAGAAGACUUGUUUAUAGUACUACCUACCUACCUACCAAUUACUUAAUUAAUUUUUGGAGGAAAUCAAAAAUCAUGUUGUCUGCUAUGAUUCCCACAACCGUCCUCGCACUUUGCGCAACCGUUACACUCGCUGUACAAACGAUUGAAAUCCAAGGUUCCGAUUUCGUCAACUCUGUUACCGGUGAUCGAUUUCAACUUUUGGGUGUCGCAUAUCAACCAGGUGGAUCUUCAGGUUAUAACCCUGCGAGCGGUGUUGAUCCUUUGAGUGAUGGAGCCGUCUGUUUGAGAGAUGCCGCUUUGAUGCAACAAUUGGGUGUUAAUGCUAUUCGGGUCUAUAAUGUGGAUGGAAAUCUUAAUCAUGAUGAGUGCGCCAGUAUCUUCAACGAGGUCGGCAUUUAUAUGUUAAUUGAUGUCAAUUCUCCCUUAUCCGGCGAGAGUAUCGAUAGAAGCUCUCCAGCAACCACAUACGAUGUUUCAUACUUGAACAGAACUUUCGCAGUUGUUGAGGCCUUUAAGGAUUACCCAAAUACUUUACUUUUCUUUGCUGGAAAUGAAGUUGUUAAUGAUGAUGAAACUGGAGGAAGCGUUCCCCCAUACAUGAGAGCCGUCACUCGUGAUCUUAAGAACUAUAUCUCAAAGCAUGCUUCCCGCUCCAUUCCAGUCGGUUACAGUGCUGCAGAUGUUCGCGACAUUCUCCUCGAUACAUGGAAUUACCUUCAAUGCACUACUACCGGAGAUGACUCCGAUCCAUCAAGAGCCGAUGUCUUUGCUCUCAACAGUUACUCAUGGUGUGGAGACUCUUCAUACACGACUUCCGGUUAUGAUGUUCUUAUUUCGGAUUUCAGCAACACUAGUGUUCCCGUUUUCUUCUCUGAAUAUGGUUGCAAUGUUCCAGCUCCUCGUGUUUUCACAGAAGUUCCAGUUCUUUACGGUCCAUUGAUGACUCCAGUUCUUUCCGGUGGAAUGGUUUAUGAAUUCUCUCAAGAAACCUCAAACUAUGGAUUGGUUACUAUCAAUGAUGAUGGUUCCGCUCAACUCCUUUCCGAUUACAACACACUCCAGGAUCAGUUCAACACCCUUAACAUUACUAGCAUUCAAGGAGUCAAGGCACAAAACACCACUACAACCGCACCAUCCUGUGAUUCAUCUCUCAUCACUAGCACAACCUUUGCCAAUAACUGGACUAUCCCAGCUGUUCCACCCGGAGCUGAAGAUCUCAUCAAUAACGGUAUCAAAAAUGCCAACAAUGGAAAGAUAAUUUCGGUUUCAAACACCAAGGUCACCCAAAAAGUUACUGAUGUUGGAGGAAAUACUAUUUCUGAUCUUGCCAUCAAACCAUUAGCAAAUGACGCAAGUAACACACCAUCCGGUGAAUCUACUGGCUCAAAUGCUACAUCUAGUUCUACAACUUCAUCUUCAUCUUCAUCAACUGCUACUGGUACUUCAUCCGCUGCUAGUUCUACAACAACCAAGAAGAGUUCGGCUAGAAAAAUUGAAGGUAGCAUGAUUGCUUUGGUAGCUGUUCUCGGUGUUGGAUUAGUCUUGAUCUAAAUUCACUCUUGAUACAUUUUUCUUUUACAAUAUUUCGAUUCUUGCACAUAUUUUAUUUUUAUCAUUAUCGCAUGCAUACGCAUUUUCAUUGUACAUGAUGUGGCUGGAUUCCACCGAAUACUAUAAGUCAUGAGAUGUGUAAUGGGGAUGAUUUUCUUGGGGAAUUUUGUUUAUGAUGGUAUAAAUUGGUGGAUUGGUGGAUUUGAUUGUGUUAUUUGAAGAAUGAUACUGGAUUUUGAUGGUGAGAUUUUGGGGGAUCAAUUUUGGAGGGAGAUUUUGGGGAUUUGGGAGGAAGUCAUAUUUUGAGGAGGAUAUGCCUAUGUAUGGGCUUGAUGUUUUUAGGGUGAUGGUUUUGUGAAUCAAGGAAAAUUAAUGGAUAAAUGUGAUACCUUUCUCGAGCAUA
Molecule: messenger RNA, 2235 nt
Organism: Botrytis byssoidea
Lineage: Eukaryota; Fungi; Ascomycota; Leotiomycetes; Helotiales; Sclerotiniaceae
Exons: 4
Coding region: 354-1832 (492 amino acids)
Biological process (GO): fungal-type cell wall (1->3)-beta-D-glucan biosynthetic process
Cellular component (GO): cytoplasm; fungal-type cell wall
Molecular function (GO): 1,3-beta-glucanosyltransferase activity
Source: RefSeq, a predicted model, not a curated record